AUCCCAGACAACCCGAAACAUAUUGGUAAGCAGACUGAGAAAACAAAGAAUGUUGUCACCUUGGAUAAAAGUCGAGAAAAAAAUGCUAAUCAUAAUGCUGUGGAUGCUGAGGAUAAGCAAAGUUCAAACAUUGAACCUGACAUUAUUCCAGAGGGGUUUUCGGAGUGUAAAGUCUAUCUAUCAUCACCGACUUAUCGGGCGGUUGGUCGUGGCAAAGUGCACAACUGUCUUGGUGAAACAAUACACACCAGACCGUUGCCAAUUGACCAUGUGAAAGUUAGUCUUGAGGUUGCUUUUGAGCCAAAUGCGUUUUUGCCUGUGUCUAUUGAUGAUGAAGCGUUGAUAACAGUUCGAGAUGCAAUAGGAACUUUUGUGGCGUGGCCAAAGAAUCUCGUUUCUGUAAAUAAAUCGAUCUCAGACAAUCUCCAGAAUAAGGGAACCAAAAACUCUAUAGUUCCAAAAGGUAAUGGGGAAGAAAACCGUACAAAAGGAUCUAAUGAAGUUGAUACUGCGAGGAACGGGUCAUAUUGUAGCUAUCUUACUAUGCAUGUCCAAUUGCUCAUGAGACCUAGUGAUUUAUUACCAAGCAUAAUGAUGGCCAAAGAGACAUUUGGUGUAUCAUUUGAAGAGAAGCUUGGUGUAGAUGAAAUAAAUCACGUUGUUAUGCAUCAAUGGAUUGGUGUCUCUGCUGUCUGUACAUAUAUCAGAUACUUGUACGAGAAGUUUAUGGUCCAUAAGCAAUUAUCGAAGAGGUUCUUCUUCUUAUCCCCCCAUGUAACAAGCUUUCUAGUUAAAAAGGACGAGCAAAUAAAAGCAAUUGUUGAUUUGCUUGUUAAUAAUAAUGCAAAGGAUAAGUUGGUUCUUGCGCCAUAUAAUACAUCGGUCCACUGGGUGUUGUUGGCUAUUAAUUUGAAGGCAGAGACGAUAUAUCAUUUAGAUCCUAUGCACAAGGAUCCUGAUCCACAUAUGACAGAUGUGUUUAACAC
Molecule: messenger RNA, 986 nt
Organism: Striga hermonthica
Lineage: Eukaryota; Viridiplantae; Streptophyta; Magnoliopsida; Lamiales; Orobanchaceae
Source: the annotation of a GenBank genome assembly